Molecule: messenger RNA, 1257 nt
Organism: Capsaspora owczarzaki ATCC 30864
Lineage: Eukaryota; Filasterea; Ministeriida; Capsasporidae
Exons: 5
Cellular component (GO): nucleoplasm
Source: RefSeq, a predicted model, not a curated record
GUGUCCUCGGGAUGUGCUUUGGGUUGUUAUGGGGCCCCCCACGCGACGCGACGCAGGACGGUGUUGUCUGAGAACACAAGAAGGAGUGGGGUUCCAAAUCCAAAUUUGUCACAGCUCAGUCCUAAACGCAGCAUUUUGAACAAAGCCAAAACCACGCCGCCCAAGAGCAAGGUUGUCGGUGAUUUGCGGCGGGACGCUGCUGAAGCUGCUGCUGCUGCUGCCGCGAAACAGCGCAAUCCUGCGACGGGUGGGACGGCAAGGCGGACGCAAGUGGAAUCGACCUCAGAGCGAAACUCUGCGUCUGACUCGAUCGCCGAGCCGCAGGCGGUGCCGCCUCGCCAUCACAUCAAGAUACCAGUGUGCACGACGCGACCCGAGUACCGCGAAGGGCGUCGCGAAACUGCCGUCAAGGUGUAUACAAUCGCUGAUGAGUCCAAGUUCUUAUUGCUGCUUCGUGUUCCGGCGCUCAAGCUCGAGCAGCAACUUUGUGAUUUGGUGACUGCGCAAGGUCAAGUUGAGUCUCUGCGCCGACUUGACGAGUACCCCUGCGACCAGUUCCAAGAGGCGUUUCUCGCCAAGUUCACUCAGCUGCCUGUUGCCCGAGCCGCGAAGCGACAACUCGACGGCCACGUAUUCUUCGGAACGCCAUUGCAUGUAUGCUAUGCGCCCGAGUACGAAACGCUAGCAGAUUUGCGCGAAAAGUUUGACGAGCGCCGCCGCGCUGUUACCGCACGCUUGAAUGCUCAAGCCCAACCUGCUCCCAACCCGGCUGCUAGCUUGACGGCACCGUGGCAACCGACUUGGCUCGAUUGGCGCUGGCCUGCCUUCCCGCAGUAUCCCUCGACAGACCCUCCCCAUGCCAUCCACCAUCAACUAAUGUCUGCCCAGCAGGUGAGCGCUGGGCGUCGUCCCAUUCCUGGACCUACCACGCUUCCGCCCGACGAUGCGACACGCAAUCCGAUUGCGGCGCUCCUGCCUCGCCGUGAUCCCACUCAUCUACACACUGCACCACCUAAAGUGUCAGUCAAUUCAAGAAGCCAUUCAUCGUCGUUGGCCCAGAGUCUUGAUCCGAGCAGCGUACCGCCACUCCGUCCUGCUCCCAAAUCCGAGUCGCUUCAGCCAGUGCAGCAAGCACCCACGGCCAUCCCUUCCAAACGGCCGGCCGAAUCCGAGGCUGAUGCUAGCACGAGUACCUUGUCGUCUGAAAAUCCUGCUGUUAACGCGCCCACGGCUGUUCGCAAACGUCGGCGAAUAUGA